Molecule: messenger RNA, 2557 nt
Organism: Oldenlandia corymbosa var. corymbosa
Lineage: Eukaryota; Viridiplantae; Streptophyta; Magnoliopsida; Gentianales; Rubiaceae
Source: the annotation of a GenBank genome assembly
GAGAGGGAAAAAAGCAGGCAUUUACUGCAUUAAGCCAAUGAGCAGAAUUCCAAACUCCAAAAAGACAAAGGCAGAAAACCACAGAAAGAGAAAGGAAGGAAAGAAGAAAGAAACGAAGCAGAAAAAAGAAAUUCAAAGUCAGAUAUUGAUAUUCAAACAGUUGGUGCUCUCUCUCUGCUCUAUUUCCACACAUGCCGCUAAUUCCCAUUUCCCACGCUUCUUUAACUCUCGUGUUCCUCAAAAUCAUAUUUAUCAAAUCUUUUCUCCUUUCUCAAUCCUAACCCAUCACUCAAUUUUAUAUAUAUAGCUCAUUUUUAGCUGCAAGAAAAGUCUCCACUCUUUCCCUGUCCUUCAAUUUCCCUCUUCUUGAGCCCCGUGAUUGAAAAAUUCUGUUGGAAAGGAGAGAUUUUUUCAUAACCCAUCUGGGUUUUCGUAUUUGAUUAAUGUUUGGGUGGUGGGGUUUUUCUGUAAGAUUUUUUUGAGCUAAUUAGGAAAGACUGUGUUUUUUUAGUACAGAUGGUGUUGAAGUUAUUGGUUGGUUUAUUCCAUGUUUACUUGCUUUGCUGUUCUUAUGGGUUUUGGGCUGUUGGAGGGGUUUUAACUUCAAGGAAGCUGAAUUCAAAUGCGUCUGGUUUGUUUGGUAUUGAAUUACCUGAUUAUUCAAGCUUCAAUGCCGUCGAUUCUUCUGCAAAUUCAGGCUGCAACGAUUUCUCCGAAACACAGAGAACAGCAUCUCUGAAUUCGGGUUCCAAGGAAGGAAGUAAUGUUAAUCACAAAGAAUUCCAUCAUGAUGAUGAUGAUGAUGAUGAUGAAGAUGUUUCAAAUGGGUCGGAAAAUCAGAAUAAACCCACGGUCAAACUUCAUCUGAAACACAGAUCGGACGGCGAAGAUACCAAGUCAAAGAAGGACUCUGUUUUGGAGUCAACGUUCAGGGAUAUGAUCAGGAUUCAGACUCUGCACAAAAGAAUUGUUGAGAAGAAAAAUCAAAACUCCAUUUCCAGGCAAUCACGGAGGAAUCUCAAGCAAGUGGUGUCAACUCCGGUGGCUGCCUCGCCGGAAAGCAAUGAAUUUUCCGGUCAUCUUACGGCAACUUUGCAGUCAGGGGUGAGUCUGGGUUCAGGGGAAUAUUUCAUGGAUGUUUUUGUGGGUACACCUCCAAAGCAUUAUUCAUUGAUUCUUGACACGGGAAGUGAUCUGAAUUGGAUUCAAUGCGUUCCCUGCUACGAUUGUUUCGAACAAAAUGGCUCGUUUUAUGAUCCAAAGGAUUCAACCACUUUCCGAAACAUAAGCUGCCAUGAUCCUAGGUGCCAACUGGUUUCAUCCCCUGAUCCUCCUCAACCUUGCAAGUCCGAGAAUCAAACCUGUCCGUACUACUACUGGUACGGAGACAGCUCCAACACCACCGGCGAUUUCGCCCUCGAAACCUUCACCGUUAACCUCACCAAUCCGUCCUCCGGGAAGUCGGAAUUCAAGACGGUCGAAAACGUCAUGUUCGGUUGUGGGCAUUGGAACAGAGGACUAUUUCAUGGUGCUGCUGGAUUAUUAGGCCUAGGAAGAGGUCCACUUUCGUUUUCUUCACAGCUUCAAUCCCUAUACGGACAUUCUUUUUCGUAUUGCUUAGUGGACAGAAACAGCGAUUCCAGUGUCACAAGCAAGUUGAUUUUCGGGGAAGAUGAAGAUUUGCUGAGCCAUCCUGAUUUGAAUUUCACCGCAUUAGUCUCGGCUGGCAAGAAGGAAGACAGCACUAAUCAAGUUGACACAUUUUAUUACGUCCAAAUCAAGUCGAUUUUGGUCGACAACGAGGCGUUAAACAUCCCGGAAGACACAUUCAAAUUGAGCCCGGAAGGCGCCGGAGGGACCAUCAUCGAUUCCGGUACCACAUUGAGUUAUUUCGCCGAUCCGGCUUACAAGAUCAUCAAGGACGCGUUCAUCAAGAAAAUCAAGAAAUACCAACUCAUUGAGGAUUUCCCAAUUCUGGCGCCGUGUUACAACGUUUCUGUAAUUGAUCAGAAUCUGGAUUUGCCUUCAUUUGGGAUCCAAUUCAGUGAUGGGGCGACCUGGAAUUUCCCGGUUGAGAACUAUUUCAUCAAGCUGGUGCCGGAGGAAGUUGUGUGCUUGGCGAUUUUGGGGACUCCAUCUUCUGGUUUGUCAAUAAUUGGGAAUUACCAACAGCAAAAUUUUCAUAUUUUGUAUGAUACCAGACAGUCUAGACUAGGAUACGCUCCAACUAAAUGUUCUGAAAUGUAAAAUAGAAACAGAAGUUGAUAGUUGUAAUUUUUUUGUUUGUGAUUUUUAAAAAAUUUUUGGGGUAACUAAACUGUACACAAAAAUGGGUAGAUUUUGUUUAUUAUUAUUAUUUUUCUUUAUUGAAUUAAUACAAAAAUAUUGAAUUGAUCAACUACUUCUGUUUGUAAUUUUAUGAGAUGUUGAAUUGAGUUGACCGUUUCAUUUUGUCACAGAGAAAUAAAGUAGUAGUACUAGUAGAUUAGCAGUAGUUAGCCGUCCGCUGGUAUAAUUAUAAUUUUCUUUCAUAUGAACAAUGUUCAUGCAUCCUCAG